Carcharodon carcharias (great white shark) is the source of this 4616-nucleotide messenger RNA. It is a transcript of the gene mios, whose product is annotated as missing oocyte, meiosis regulator, homolog (Drosophila). The record is from RefSeq and is a predicted model, not a curated record. The transcript is spliced from 12 exons. The coding region runs from base 867 to 3500 and encodes 877 amino acids. Gene Ontology annotation, cellular component: cytoplasm. NCBI's taxonomy places the organism in Eukaryota, Metazoa, Chordata, Chondrichthyes, Lamniformes, Lamnidae. Gene Ontology annotation, molecular function: protein binding. Gene Ontology annotation, biological process: cellular response to amino acid starvation; positive regulation of TORC1 signaling.
CCUGUGGCUGGGCGCCAGUUAUCGAGUGCUGAAAGGGAUUUGGUGUGAGUGCGGCCGCUAGGACGCUGCUGGUGAUGAUGGUUCAUCCAGGCCCCAGGCUUGCGAGAAAUCAAGUGCCGGCCCGGGCAGUGGAGUGGCUGCUGGAUGCCGAGGUUUAAGCCGCAGUCGCCGCCUUCUGGGUUCUAGGCCUGUGCCUCAACCCCGGGAUCACAGCGCAGCAUGAAUGAUGCGUGGGCAGGGCCGUGUCUCUCAUUUCCCCUUAACAAACGCUAAAUGACCCGAACCCAACAGGAAAAGCUGUAGCUUUAUUCCAGAUCUCCCAGCAGCAGAGUCUGCUGAAAACUUAUUGAAUAGUGAAGCACGUUCAUGGACUUUCCUUUUUUAUAGCCUCAUGCGGAACUCGUAAAAAAAAAGCAGGCCGAUUUUUAAAUUUAUCUUGCAGGCUGGUAUUUUCAAGAAUACACACCAAGCUGGGCAGAUGCUGUCCAGGACAUGGUGACAGAGGAGGAAACUCAGUCAAUCGAAGGGUUUAAAAUUGAUGAGGAGGUCUUGGAUAAGCUGUCGGCACUUGAAGUUAAAUAAGGCGCUGGGACAGGAUGAGAUGCAGCCAAAAAAUAUUGAAGGAAGUGAGUGUGGAAAUUGCAGAGGCACUGGCAACAAUCUAUCAAUGUUCCCUGGAUUCAGGGGAGAACUGGAGAAUUCCAAACAUCACACCAUUAUUCAAAAAGGUUGUAAAGAUCUGCCCUGCAAUUACAGACCAAUUCAUAAUGUUACAAACUGAGGUUUGUGUGUUUGUUUCCCUUCAAUCAAGCUGAUCAACUGAUGUAAAAAUAUUUGGGAAGAAUCCUGGUGAUCUGGUAGUAAAUAUGAGUGGGUCAAAACCUGACAUCCUUUGGGCUCCUCAUCAUGUGGACAGAUUUGUUGUUUGUGACUCUGAACUUUGCCUCUAUCGUACAGAAUCAGUAGGAACUUUUGAAGCUAAAGCUGGUUCUUUGAGACUUUCAGAGGACACCACUGCCACACUGCUAGCAAUUAACUCCGACACCCCUUAUAUGAAAUGCGUGGCUUGGUACCCUAAGUAUGACCCAGAGUGUUUACUUGCUGUUGGUCAAGCCAAUGGACGGGUUGUCCUUACUAGCCUAGGUCAAGAUCGCAAUUCUAAAUGCAGAGAUUUGAUAGGAAAGGAAUUUGUUCCUAAGCAUGCCCGUCAGUGUAAUACAUUAGCUUGGAAUCCUGUGGACAGCAAUUGGCUUGCUGCUGGACUGGACAAACACAGAGCAGAUUUCUCAGUACUCAUCUGGGAUAUCAGCAGCAAAUAUACACCAGAGAUAGCUGUCCCAGCAGAGAAGGUUCGACUUUCUGCUGGUGAUACAGAUGCUGGCCUUGUUGUAACAAAGCCUUUGUAUGAACUAGGCCAAAAUGAUGCAAGUCUCUCCCUUUGCUGGCUCCCAAGAGACCAAAAGCUGCUGCUGGCGGGCAUGCAUCGCAAUCUUGCAAUUUUUGACUUGAGAAACACCAGCCAAAAAAUUUUUGUCAAUACAAAAGCUGUUCAGGGUGUAACUGUUGACCCGCACUUCCAUGAUCGUGUAGCAUCUUUUUUUGAAGGUCAAGUAGCAAUCUGGGACCUAAGGAAAUUUGAAAAGCCAGUGUUGACAUUGACUGAGCAACCAAAACCAUUAACAAAAGUGACUUGGUGUCCAACUAGAACUGGUUUACUAGCUACGUUGACACGCGAUAGUAACAUAAUUCGCCUGUAUGAUAUGCAGCAUACCCCAACACCUAUUGGAGAUGAAACUGAGCCCACCAUAAUAGAAAGGAGUGUGCAACCAUGUGAAAACUACAUUGCUUCAUUUGCUUGGCAUCCAACAAAUCAGAACCGCAUGGUUGUGGUGACACCCAACAGAUUGAUGUCAGAUUUCACCGUCUUUGAGCGAAUAUCAUUGGCUUGGAGUCCAACUACUUCUCUGAUGUGGGCUUGUGGUAGACAUUUGUAUAACUGCAAUGAAGAAGGAGAAACUAGUUCUGGAGAGAAAGAUGUUGCUACGAAAAUGAGGCAGCGGGCAUUAUCAAGAUACGGACUUGACACAGAGCAAGUGUGGAGAAAUCACUUGUUGGCUGGAGAUGACGACCUACAGCUAAAAUCUUUAUGGUACACCCUGCAUUUCAUGAAACAAUAUGCUGAAGAUGCAGAACAGAAAUCUGUGAACAAAGUGCCUCACGUAUACUCUGGAAUUAAAACAAUAGUAAAAUCAAGUGCAGAGAGAAAAACAGAGUGUUAUAAGCAUGGUUGGACUGGGUCUGAUCGGCAGACAGAUUUUAUCAGGUACCAGAGUGAGGAACGAUGCUUGGCUUUGCAACUUUGUGGCUGGAUCCAAAAAGGACCAGAGAUUGAUGUGGGUCCCUUCCUGAAUGCAUUAGAGCAAGGAGAAGAAUGGGAACGUGCUGCUGCUGUUGCACUUUUUAAUCUUGACAUUCGAAGAUCAAUAGAGAUUCUCAACAAGGGAGCUGCUUUGGGAAAAGGAGAUUUGAACCUAAAUGUUGUAGCUAUGGCACUGUCGGGUUACACAGACGAAAAGAAUUCUCUGUGGCGAGAAAUGUGUAGCUCUCUGAGGCUGCAGCUAAAUAAUCCUUAUCUGUGUGUCAUGUUUGCCUUUCUGACUAGUGAACCAGGGUCAUAUGAUUGUGUGCUGUAUGAGAGCAGUGUAGCAGUACGUGAUAGAGUGGCCUUUGCUAAUAUGUUCCUAAAUGACACCCAGAUCCUUCGGUAUAUUGACAAGCUAACUAAUGAAAUGAAAGAAGCUGGAAACUUGGAGGGAAUCCUAUUAACAGGCCUGACAAAGGAUGGCAUUGACCUAAUGGAGAGCUAUGUGGAUAGGACUGGCGAUGUACAGACAGCAAGUUUCUGUAUGUUGCAGGGCUUUCCAAGUGAUGUUGUGAAAGAUCCCAGGGUCCAAUAUUGGAUAGAGAAUUAUAGAAACCUGCUUGAUGCUUGGAGGUUCUGGCACAAGAGGGCUGAAUUUGACAUCCAUAGGAGUAAAUUGGACCCAUUUUCAAAGCCUCUUGCACAGGUAUUUGUGAGCUGCAACUUCUGUGGAAAAUCAAUAUCGUUUAGUUGUUCUACCAUGCCACACCAGGGACGAAGUUUCAGCCAGUAUGGUGUUAGUGGUUCUCCAACCAAAUCAAAGGUCACAAGUUGUCCAGGAUGUCGUAAACCUCUCCCCCGCUGUGCACUCUGUCUUAUCAAUAUGGGAACACCAGUUUCAAGCUGUUUAGGAACUGGAAAGUCUGAUGAAAAGGUUGAUCUCAGCAAAGACAAGAAAUUGGCUCAGUUCAAUAACUGGUUUACUUGGUGCCAGAACUGUCGUCAUGGAGGACAUGCUGGUCAUAUGCUCAGCUGGUUCAGGGAUCACAAUGAAUGUCCGGUAUCUGCCUGUACCUGUAAGUGCAUGCAGUUGGAUACAACAGGAAAUCUAAUCCCAGCAGAAAUAUCCCAAAGCUAAAGAAAAAUGGCAAGAAUCCAAGACACUGUUUUCUAAUUGUCCUUUGAAACCUCCAUGUGUACCUUCUGUCACUGAGCAUCCAUUGCUGUCAAAGUAAUGGGAAAAAAAUUGAUACAUCAUCUUGCCAAUUUGAUGUCUGAAUUAUUUUGAUGUACAUUAUAUACCCAGGUAUAGCAGCAAUGAGCCUGGUUGUGUCCUGUUUUUGAAGCUGAUUCAGUUCAUUUCAAGACUCUCCUGGGGCUAGGAGUCUGAACCUCAUGCAGGAAAUGUCCUAAAUGAUACUCAGCAGAACUUGAACUUGACACUAGAAAUGAACCAAUAUUUAUCUUCUGUCUUUAGCAGUAAAGUAAUUUUUAGCUCAAACUUGUGAAAAGCUGAACUCAGUGCUCUCAGAAUGAGACACUUUAACAAAGACUGCUUGGAUUCAUGUUGUAAAAAUUAUACAGAAGUUUAAUUCUAAUUUUCUGGAACUGAAAAUAAUGUAUGAGGAGGAUAUGCCAAUAUAACAUGGCAUCAAACAAGAUUCAACACUGGUGUAUUUAUGCAUCAAUGAUUUCUCUCUCCAUUUUGCUGCAUUUCUGCAUAAUCCUAAAUGCCAUAAAGAGGGAUAUCUGUACACUUAUUAAAAUGCCUCAGUCACCUCUGGUCCUUUUUCAUACAUCUGUACUGAUUUCUGUUAAAUUCUCCCCUUCCUGUCAUACUGUCAAGACUGCAGCCUGUGGUGCUCUACAUUUAUUAAAUUCAGUGGAGCACACCAUCUUUUCAUUUACAUGGAAAUAUAUCGAGGUAUUAUGGUCCUUUACUGAAGCAAUAACUUUAGGCAAAUGCUAAUUAAUGAGUGAAAUCAGAUUCAGCUUGACAAUUGUGAAAUCUAAUAUGGCUGUGGUCAUGUUAAUUAAACUUCGACAAAUAAAUUAUCUAGUAAUGUGCAAAAAUACUGAAUUGUAUUAAUUUACUUUAGAGUUGUAAAAAAUGUAAUCUCAUCUUGCACAAUUUGUAAACUGCAUUUACUGUUCAUAUUAGUGCUUCUGAUAUGUGCAUGUGCCGAAAACCAAAGGUGUUCUAUUUUAAUUGGUCUCACAAACUUGUAAAUAAAGUGUGCACAUUUGUAUCAGA